UAUUUGUGUGUAGUAGGAUGAUUAAGUUGAUAACCGGUAGGCAAUGUCUCGACAAGUUUUCAGUUUUGAAAAUGUUUCGUGAUUUUAACCGAGUGCAAUUAAUUGGUCAAUAAUUAUUUAUUUAUUUAUUAUGGAAACUGAUAGUCAGGGGGUUAUUUAUAUUGAAAAUUGGAACGAUUUGUGCCGUUUAUGUUUACGUAAUGAUCAACCAUUGCAUAACUUAUACUGUGAUGAAUCUUUUUUAGUAAAUGUUCAAGAGGCCUCUAAUAUUAAUAUUUGCAUUGAUGAUACAUUACCAAAUUCUAUAUGCAAAGCUUGUGUUGAACAAGUCAAUUCUUUUAUUGAAUUUCGUGAACGAUGUAAAGCCACUGAUGAAUGGUUACGUAACGAAGCUGCGUCUAAUGAAAAUGAACAGAAGGACAAUAUUGAAAUUGUAGAAAUAAAGGACAUUUGGAACGACGGUACAUACUCUGAUAAUAUUGAAAGUUUGAGUUCUCAUUCAGAUAUAGAAAAUAUUGAUGACAAGUAUCUGUCAUGUAAUGAUUGUGGCAAAGACUUUCAAACAUCCAAACAAUUAACACUUCACAAAAAAAAAUAUCCUGUCAAACAUAGCAAAUGUCAAUCAUGCAAUGAAGUAAUUUUAUCUAAAGAUGUGGAUCAAAAUUCUUUAUUGAAAAAAUCUACUAAACUCUGUGUAAGAUGUGAUAAGUUGAAAUUUUCCUACAGUCAACGAAUUCAAAAUUGUACUAAUGGAUCUUAUAUUGCUAUUGAUGGAGGUUUCUUAUGUGAACAUUGCAAUAAAGUUUUCAAAACACUUUCUAGUAUUCAAUUACAUGUUAAAAGCUAUGACAAAAAACAAGAUUCAAGUUCUUCAAGUUAUAAAUGCCAUUUCUGUGAUAAUUUAUUUGUUACUAUUCAACAGGUUUGGCUACAUAUGAAAUCUCAUACACCAGGAGAAAAAAUUAAAUGCCGAUAUUGUGAUAAAUAUUUUAAAUCGUAUCUAACACUUGUACGUCAUGAAAAAAAACAUGAAGGUAGUUUUAAUUAUGUGUGUUCAUACUGUGGUAAAGCAUUUGUGACACCUUAUGGUCGUGAUAGACAUGAAAUGACUCACAAUGCAGCUAAAGAAGUUCAAUGCGAAAAAUGUAUAAUGACAUUUUAUACUAGAGCUGAAUAUAAUAGACAUAUGAGAUAUCAUGAUAAUAUUAGAAAUUUCUUAUGUUCAUUUUGUGGCAAACGAUUCUUUGAAAGUGCUCAUAAAACUAUCCAUGAACGUACACACACAGGUGAACGUCCAUUUGCCUGUAGUUUUUGUGGAAAAAAAUUCAUGUCUAAACAGAAAGCCCGAAGGCAUCAAGCAAUUCAUUUAAAACAUAAACAGAAAUGAAAUUCUUUAGUAUCUAUUAUUGUAGUUUAUUAUAAAUAUAAUUAUAAUAAUAUUGCUAUUAUAAGUGUCAAGAUUUUAAUUCAUUUCCUAAGAGAAUUAUAAUUAAAAAUUUGUUUAUUUAUUUAA
Daktulosphaira vitifoliae (grape phylloxera) is the source of this 1513-nucleotide messenger RNA. RefSeq names its product zinc finger protein 501-like. Gene Ontology annotation, cellular component: nucleus. Lineage: Eukaryota; Metazoa; Arthropoda; Insecta; Hemiptera; Phylloxeridae. Gene Ontology annotation, biological process: regulation of transcription by RNA polymerase II. The coding region runs from base 131 to 1387 and encodes 418 amino acids. The record is from RefSeq and is a predicted model, not a curated record. The transcript has 4 exons. Gene Ontology annotation, molecular function: RNA polymerase II cis-regulatory region sequence-specific DNA binding; DNA-binding transcription factor activity; zinc ion binding.